AUGGCUGUGGAACUAAGGCAGAGGCUCUGCCGGAUGUGCCUGAGACAGCUGGCUCGCCUGAGCUUUGAGAGAAGUGGUGAGUUACAGACAGACAAGGUUGCAAAGGCAUUUCAGUACUUGGAGGCUGCCCUUUCCUUCAUCGAGUAUGGAAUUGCUAUGGAAUCUGAUGCACUGACACCAAAAUCAGCAUACACCAUAUUCACAGACACCAUAGAUCUCCUUAAAUUUAUAAUGACAUUAAAAUCCUUUUCAGAUACCUCGGCAUCUGCACAUGAAAAAAUCUUUGCUGUUUUGUGCAUGCGCUGCCAGUCCAUUCUGCACAUGGCAAUGUUUCGUUACAAAAAAGACACUGCAGUAAAGUAUUCCCGAACCCUCAAUGAACACUUCAAGAAUUCUUCCAGAGUCACGCAAGCACCUUCUCCAUGUGUUGCAAGAAGCACAGGCACACCUUCUCCUCUUUCCCCGAUGCCCUCUCCUGCCAGCUCUGUGAGUUCCCAGCCAGGAUCAAACGCUAGCAACUGUGGCAGUGGAGGCAUUGGUUCUUCAAUCAACACCCUACAUAAUAUCCCAAACAUAACCUUUUCCUACGUCAACAUCACUUCCUAUAUCCUCUAUGCCUAUGAUAUUUGGGAGCAGGCCGAUGCACUGGCCAGGAAGAAUAAGGUGCAGCUUGCCUUAAUGUCACAGCAUAACUUGCUGUACUUGAAGAUGCUGUUUGAAGUUCUCCUGUAUUUAACACUUAUUGCCCUUUCCUGUUGGAUAAAGAACUGGUGGCUGAAAUCCAAAGAUUCUGUGAGACGGGAGCAUUACAACAUGCAGACAUCAGCCCUGCAUCCUAAUGUAAUAGAUGUAGGAUAUUUCAUGAGAUCCUAUUUCAUGUCCAAUACUGACUGGUUUGUGAAUGGCUGUUCAGAGGCAAAGGACGAUAGCACAGGCAGUAUUAAUGUUGCCAACGGUCCAGGCGGAGAGUGA
Messenger RNA from Emys orbicularis (European pond turtle), 972 nucleotides. Its product is annotated as AF4/FMR2 family member 1-like. Gene Ontology annotation, biological process: regulation of gene expression. The record is from RefSeq and is a predicted model, not a curated record. The transcript has 9 exons. Gene Ontology annotation, cellular component: super elongation complex; nucleus. NCBI's taxonomy places the organism in Eukaryota, Metazoa, Chordata, Testudines, Emydidae. The coding region runs from base 1 to 972 and encodes 323 amino acids.